This is a messenger RNA of Lecanosticta acicola, 513 nucleotides long. The record is from the annotation of a GenBank genome assembly. Lineage: Eukaryota; Fungi; Ascomycota; Dothideomycetes; Mycosphaerellales; Mycosphaerellaceae.
AUGCGCCCACUUGUUCCAAGACCUUGGGAGGAACAUGAGAGCGUGGGCAAGAAGGGCGAGAAGAAGGACAAGACGAGCAGCAGUAGCCCAGCACGAUGUCCCGACCUGAUGGCGACACGAGAAGAGAAGGAAGAGGAUACCACGUCGCCAAAGCGCAGCAAGCCCACAACGGCUUCGAUACACUCCAAGCUCCCGUGCACAGCCGUGACUACCUUGCGCUCGCAGCCUUGUGUGGGUUGGACAUGUUCGGAGACCGUACCUCAGCAUCGGCUCGUGACGCGUAUAUUCUUCGUACUCAGGAGGGUGUGGCAGAGUCUGGAAAUCCUCCUCGUCAAUUUCCUCGUCAAUUCCGCGGAAGACCUGUUCACUGCGGAAGCCGUCGACGCCGUGAAACUGAGGAAGCUUGUCCACGUGUAUCUUGACCGGACGUCGCUCGCGUGUGAAUCGAUCGUACGCUUCCUCUGGCUCUUCUCCAGGUUGCAAAAACUUCCCAGCGCCGAGAGCAGCAAGUGA